Messenger RNA from Phytophthora nicotianae INRA-310, 237 nucleotides. RefSeq lists its product as hypothetical. Gene Ontology annotation, cellular component: extracellular region. Gene Ontology annotation, biological process: pectin catabolic process. Lineage: Eukaryota; Oomycota; Peronosporomycetes; Peronosporales; Peronosporaceae. The record is from RefSeq and is a predicted model, not a curated record. Gene Ontology annotation, molecular function: pectate lyase activity. The transcript has a single exon. The coding region runs from base 1 to 237 and encodes 78 amino acids.
AUGCGUGAGAAUCGACUGUCGUUUCUCGACCCGCUCGUGAGCGUCGUCACCGUCAACAAGAACAACAACGACCAGGCCACGUUCAAGAACAUCUACGUCAAGACGACGGACGGCAAGAAGAACGUCAAGGUGUGCCAGUGGUCGCAGGCCAGCAAGACGCCGUCGAACCUGGGCGACGGGCCGUCGGGCAAGUUGUGCCAGUACUCAUCGAGUGACGUGCAUAUCAACGAGGAUUGA